AUGGCUAGUGAUGCAUUCGGGAGAACAAUGGAGAAAUCCAUCGAAACUACUUCGAAAAUGUUUCUCGAAUUGAAUUUUGUGAAAGCUGAACCAGAAGAAGCUAAAACGUUCGAUGAAUCUGGAAAUUUCGAUAUUAACUCAGUGAAAAUUGAACCACAAGGAGCUGAAAUGUUUCAUACUGGCGUCAUUACCAACCUGAAUUCGAUAAAUAAAAUCGGUUAUAAUGAAAGCAUUGGACAACACAGACAAAUGAAGAUGGAAGAUGAAAUCGACAUUGUUCACGAAGAUCUCAAGUGUGAAGUUGUGGAUGAAAAAAACUUCUCAUACUAUAUGCGAGCUGAGGACUUUACCCAAGAUGUGAAGCCACUUCUUUCGGAUCCUGCUGAACCAGGAGCAGAUACAUUUGGUACUGACUUUUUCACUUACCCAAUCUCAAUGGAUGGCAACGAUGAUAAAAUCAUUGGUGAUCAAGGAGAAAUGAAGAUGGAAAAUGGAAUCGACAUUGUUCAUAUGGGGAAGAAACCAUUCCAGUGUGAUUUCAUUCCAGUGAAUAUCCAGUGUGAUAUUACUUUGAAGAACCACGAAAGGAUUCAUGAUGAAGAGAGACCAUUUCAGUGUAAAACUUGCAUGAAAUCUUUCUCUAGAAGUGGUGGUUUGAAACUACAUGAAAGAAUUCAUACUGGUGAAAGACCUUUCCAGUGUUCAUUCUGUUCAAAAUUUUUCACUCGUCCUGAUACCCUGAAAGUUCACGAAAGAACUCAUACCGGAGAGAAACCGUUCCAGUGUAGAUUUUGUUCGAAAUAUUUUACCCGAAGUGGUGAUCGAAUAGCUCACGAAAGAAGUCAUACUGGAGAGAAACCGUUUCGGUGUAAGAUGUGUCCAAGAUUAUUUGCUCAAAGUUGUGAUCUGAAAGUUCAUGAAAGGAGUCAUACUGGGGAUAGACCUUUUCAGUGCAAAAUCUGUCCAAAAUCAUUCAUUCAAAGUUGUACUUUGAAAGUACAUGUAAGAACUCAUACCGGAGAAAGACCGUUUCAGUGUAAGGUUUGCCCAAAAUCUUACAGUCAGAGUAGUUCUUUGAAAAUUCAUGAGAGGAAACAUACUGGAGAUAAACCAUUCAAAUGUAGGAGCUGUUCAAAAUCUUUCACGCAAAGUGCUGAUUUGAAAGCUCAUGAAAGACUUCAUACCGGAGAAAAGCCGUUUCAAUGUACAGUCUGCCCGAAAACUUUCGCACACAUUAGUUCUUUGAAAGCUCAUGAAAGGAGUCAUACUGGGGAAAAAACCUUUCAGUGUAGAGUCUGUUCAAAAUACUUCAUUCAUGGUAGUAGUUUGAAAGUUCACGAGAGAAGUCAUUCUAGGGAAUGCACAUUUUAA
This is a messenger RNA of Leptinotarsa decemlineata (Colorado potato beetle), 1371 nucleotides long. Its product is annotated as zinc finger protein 664-like. The record is from RefSeq and is a predicted model, not a curated record. Lineage: Eukaryota; Metazoa; Arthropoda; Insecta; Coleoptera; Chrysomelidae.